AUGUCGUCGACUCUCCUACGAACUUCUCCCGCUCUGCGGAGUGCCCUCCGCGCUCGUGCUCUGAAGCCGGCUGCUGUGGCCGCAAGCACCCAGUUUGUCCGCGGAAAGGCUACUCUGCCGGAUCUUCCGUACGACUAUGGCGCACUCGAACCGUACAUCUCCGGCAAGAUCAUGGAGCUUCACCACAGCAAGCACCACCAGACCUACGUCAACGGCCUCAACAGCGCCCUCGACAGCAUUGCAGAGGCCGAGUCCAAGGGCGAUCUGACCAAAGCCGCCGGGGUCGCGCCCCUCCUGAACUUCCACGGAGGCGGUCACGUCAACCACAGUCUCUUCUGGGAGAACCUCGCUCCCGCCAGCCAGAACGGUGGCGGCGAACCUGACGGCGAGCUCAAGAACGCCAUCGACACUGAUUUCGGUUCCUUUGACACGCUCAGGAAGCAGACAAAUGCGGCUCUGGCUGGGAUUCAGGGCAGCGGCUGGGCAUGGCUGGUCAAGGACAAGGAGAGCGGCACGCUGGGCCUGGUGACGCGCGCCAACCAGGAUCCCGUCACUGGAUCGCUCGUCCCGCUGCUCGGCAUUGACGCCUGGGAGCACGCCUACUACCUGCAGUACCAGAACCGCAAGGCAGAGUACUUUGAUGCCAUCUGGAAUGUCAUCAACUGGAAGACCGUCGCUGAGCGCUUCAGCAAAGCAUAA
Molecule: messenger RNA, 699 nt
Organism: Phaeoacremonium minimum UCRPA7
Lineage: Eukaryota; Fungi; Ascomycota; Sordariomycetes; Togniniales; Togniniaceae
Product: putative superoxide dismutase protein
Exons: 3
Coding region: 1-699 (232 amino acids)
Biological process (GO): superoxide metabolic process
Cellular component (GO): mitochondrion
Molecular function (GO): superoxide dismutase activity; metal ion binding
Source: RefSeq, a predicted model, not a curated record